Ipomoea triloba (trilobed morning glory) is the source of this 1214-nucleotide messenger RNA. Its product is annotated as dnaJ homolog subfamily B member 9. The transcript has 5 exons. The coding region runs from base 37 to 879 and encodes 280 amino acids. Gene Ontology annotation, biological process: protein refolding. Gene Ontology annotation, cellular component: cytoplasm. Lineage: Eukaryota; Viridiplantae; Streptophyta; Magnoliopsida; Solanales; Convolvulaceae. The record is from RefSeq and is a predicted model, not a curated record.
GCGUAAAGAGCCACACGCGCGAAAUCAAGAACAUGCAUGGAUUUGGUAUCGGCUCUGUCUCUGAGGCUGAGCCCGACCCAGAUCUACCCUUUUACUCUUCCACUUCACAAGUCGUCGUCUCCUUUACCCGCUUUCAGAAUCGGGUAUGGACCCGUUUUCAACCCUCUGUUGCAGAGACCGCUGGCUCUUUCUUCUACCCCAAGUGUCUACUACAAUAAGAGAAGAUUUGCCCCAGUGAAGGCCAGCCGCGGAGAGUCUCCUUACGAGGUCUUGGGGGUGUCUCCCGCCGCUACUCCCAAUGAAAUCAAAAGAGCUUAUAGAAAACUCGCUCUUAAAUAUCAUCCUGAUGUUAAUAAAGAGCCCAAUGCUCAGGAAAAAUUUAUGAGGAUUAAGCAUGCAUACAACACGCUGUUGAACUCCAAAUCAAGAAAGAAGUAUGAUUCUGGAAGCAGCACAUCGAAUGAUUCUUAUUACACAACUUGGGGAAGCCAAAGUAGAACGGCCAAAGAUGAAGAUUUCUAUGGAUUUGGUAACUUUUUCAGGGAUGUACAAAUUACAUUAGAGGACUUCUUUAAGGAUCUUCAAGAAGAAUUCCGAAAUUGGGAGGCGACUUCAGCUUCACAAGGGAAACCGAAGAGUUUGUGGGAGGAAUUAGCGGAAAUCGGUGAAGAAUUUGUUGAGUUUUUAGAGAAGGAACUGAACAUCACUGAUCCAGAUGCAGAAGAGGAAAAGGCUCAAAACAACAAUGCAUAUUCUGGUGCAGAGGGAAUGGGAAGUGGCACCCAGAAUAAAGCAACAGAUAAAAGAAACAACAUCGAAGAAAAUCUCGAUGAUAUUGAAGCAGCCCUAGCUCAGUUGAAAAAGGAAUUGGGUCUUUGAUGGAGACUAUACGUUAAUAAUAGUUCAGUUCUUGGAAGGGUAAUCGGAAGGUCUAGUCAUGCUGCCAGAAGCUGCAGUAGUCUACACAAUUUGUUGUAUCAUUAUUCUUAACUAGCGCCCAUUAAAAUUUCCAGGGUCACCACAUUUUCAUUCCAUAUUGUUUAUGCAUAGAAGCAUGUUAAAUUGUUAAUACAACUACUGAGAAUUCAAUUGUUUAGAUCAUCAUAAGUUUACAGACAGGGCUACCCCAAUUUGUAGAUUGGUUGGGCAGACUUUGUUGAUUUGUUGUAGAUGCUUUAUGUAGUUGAUUAAAUGGAGUUUCACUUUUAUACCAA